GCAAGGAGAUCAAGGUAUGCGAGCGGCUUGUUAUGUACUACCGCCUCAAGGGCUUUCAUAUCUGGCGCCAGAGUGCACAUAGUGUUGCUUUAGCACUCAUAAACUCACUUCUUGAUAACAAUUUUUGGCAUCACUCCACACAUUGGGAUGAAGUCCUUCAUCAUCCUCGCUGUGGUUCAGCUCGCUCUUGCGGCUCCGCAGCUUAUCCCAAACGCUUCGUUCGAUUGUCAAUGCAAUAUUCCCGCGUGUCCUGCCGAUGAGCCACAGCGUUGUCUAUGUGAGAAUCAAGCAGCUCUAGAAUGCUGGGAGUAUCAAAGCAUCGGAGGACAGAACUGUCCUAGUCCUACACCAAGGGUCUGCACUUCGGCUGGAAACAGCACCGCAUUGCCACCUCCAAAACCUACGCCAAGUUGCGAAUGCGAGCAGAAAUUCUGCCUCCAGUCAUGGCCCGGAUCUUGUUACUGCGCGAAUCAAAAUAAGCUCGACUGCUACUACAAGUGUGGCGGUACCUAUCCUGAGCUCCAGUCUUGCCCCACACUCAACAGCAGGCCGCCUCCCUCCAGCGUCGUUCCCAGCCCCGACGUCCCAACAUUCCCCGUCAACAGCACCCCAACGACACCUCUGGGGCUCCUUCCAAGCAACCCCCUGACGGUCCCAACACCCGACAACUCCGGCAACGCCUACCCCUGCAACAUCAUCGACUUGGGCUACGACCCCUGCGCCGGCGUAGGCAACUACCACUGCCUAGCAUACGAAGCGGAGAUCGAAUGCAAGCCCAGCGGCUGCGGGGUAUACUGCACCAACGACCAGAACCCCAUGACGAUGAUCAUCGACCUGUUCUUCCCCGUCGUAACCAGCAGCAGCAGCAGCAGCAGCAACGACGGCAUCAACACCGAGUACACGACGAGCACGAGCACGGCCAUCAGCAUCCGCACCAGCCUAGCCUCGGCGUCGUUUCUGGCGCCGGAGGCCUUGACCCCGGCGCCGGCUUCCGUGUUGGUUGCUGAGCCCACGACUGAGACGCUGCCGACGUCGACCCCGCCUGUCUUCCCGACCCCAGAUACUCUUAUCCCUAAUGCGGCUCUGCCGAAUGCGUUUAGGUCCCCCUAUCGCCAUUCCUGGGUUGCGCCGCCGGUCCUCCCGUUCGAGACCCCGGAUGCUCCUGUACAGACUCCUGACGUCGCUGUGCAGAUGCCCGAUACCUCGGAGUUCUCUCAGGACUCAUCGGAGGUCUCGGCGGAGCCUACCGAUUCUAUGGACAUGGAAUGGUAGAAGCUACAUCUAGCGGGUUAUGAAGACGAGGUUAUAAUUUUCAUUCUAAAGGGGUCAAAUUUGAAGGGUGGGAUUUAUU
Messenger RNA from Aplosporella prunicola CBS 121167, 1351 nucleotides. RefSeq lists its product as uncharacterized. Bases 148 to 1272 code for a protein of 374 amino acids. Lineage: Eukaryota; Fungi; Ascomycota; Dothideomycetes; Botryosphaeriales; Aplosporellaceae. The record is from RefSeq and is a predicted model, not a curated record. The transcript has 6 exons.